This is a messenger RNA of Osmerus eperlanus (European smelt), 4001 nucleotides long. Its product is annotated as immunoglobulin superfamily member 3-like. The transcript is spliced from 10 exons. Bases 1 to 3555 code for a protein of 1184 amino acids. Gene Ontology annotation, cellular component: membrane. NCBI's taxonomy places the organism in Eukaryota, Metazoa, Chordata, Actinopteri, Osmeriformes, Osmeridae. The record is from RefSeq and is a predicted model, not a curated record.
AUGACAAGCAGACGGAUUCACGGACAGACAAGAGGUGUGUGUGCUGUGUCCAGGGUGUCGUUUGUUGAUCAGGUCCAGAUGGACGGGACGAGGUGUGUCCAGGUGCAGAUGUGGGCGUCCGCUCUGCUGCUUGUCCUGAGUCAGCUCGUCCAAAGAGGCCAGACAGAGGUCCUUGUCCAGGUGCAACCUGGUCCUAUCUACCGCGUGAUCGACCACCCCCUUUCCAUCUCCUGUAACGCGAGCGGCUUUGCCCGAGAGGCAGACUUCCAGUUCUUAUUCUUCAAGCCCAAUAAGCCCGACCGGGAGAUCAACGUCAUCAGCACAAAGGACCCAGACUUCGCCUACUCCAUGUUCGCGCAGCGUGUGAACAAUAAGGACAUAACUCUGGAGCGCCUGUCCGCCACCUCGGCCCUGUUCCACAUCACGAAGCUGCAGGACUCAGACAAUGGUGUGUACGAGUGUCACUCCCCCAGCCAGGAUGAUGUCUACUUUGGCACGUACUCUGCAAAGAUUACAGUGAAGGUGAUGGAGAACACCUUAACUAUCUCCUCCAUGAACCUUGCCUCCAUGACUCUCUCCGAGGGCGACGCCCUCUCCCUGCAAUGCCUCGCCUCCUCCAACACGGUCCAGCACACCCAUCUGUCCCUCACCUGGUACCUCCAAGGACACGGAGAGGCCUCACCCACUCCCAUCAUCUCCCUGAACCGGGAUUUGAUGGUGAGUCCAGGGGUGCGGUUUGAGGGGCGCUACCAGGCUGGUCUGGUUGGUCUGGAGAAGGUAGGGGAGGCCACCUAUAGGCUGAGGAUGGCCCAGCUGCAGGUGUCUGACACAGGAAGCAUCUACUGCCAGGCCCAGGAGUGGAUCCAGGAACCUGACCGCAGCUGGUAUGCUAUCACACAGAAGAACGCCGAGAAGACUGCCCUGGAAGUCAAAGCAAAAGAGGUGACCACAACCCAGGGCUCUGUGGCGGUGCAUGUUUCCACACCGCAGACGGAGCUGCAGGAAGGGGAGGAGCUGGCGCUGCGCUGCAGGGUGGAGGUUCAGGGCCAGGCGGCCCACUUCUUCUCCCUGUCCUGGUCCAGAGACGGGGUGGAGCUGGCCCGCAUCGGCCCCACCGGGGUGCUGACGAUCGGGCCAGAAUACCACGGGCGGCAGAGUGGAGGGGAGCUGAGGGCCACACGGACUGGCGAGAGAGAACACCUGCUCACCUUGCGGCCAGUCAGAGCCCAGGACCAGGGCAGUUACCUGUGUAGGGUGUGGGCGGAGAAAGAAGAUGGGAGUGGCGUCUUCACCAAGGGUGCCAGUCAGGAUUCCAGCGUACAGCCAAUCACCAUCUCAGCAACACAAAGUGGAUUGUCUGUUGCCAUGGUGACCAACGACGAAAGCGUCAAUGAAGGUGACAGGCUACAGCUCAUCUGCAGAGUGACGGGGUUCAAGGGUCGUCUGUCAGUCUCCUGGCAACACAGGUCAACCACAACCACAACUAACCCCUUCACUGAUGUCAUCACCCUGAGCCAAGAAGGGGUGAUGCAGACAGGGGUUGAGUUUGGGCAGCGUGGCGUCAGCGCUUUGCGUCCGACACAGUCUGACUUCACUCUCCAGCUGAGCGACGUCACACCGGGCGACGCGGGCCUGUACCAGUGCACAGUGUCAGAGUGGACCACCGAAACCAACGGCAACGCCAAGAAAACCCACAGCCAAUCCCAACAGUGCACUGUGUCGGUCACUCCCAUAGAGGCCAUGUUGAAAGUGAAGCUCUACAGCAGAGACAUGUCGGUGGCAGAAGGGAGCAGUGCGGAGCUGCAGUGUCUGGUCAGAGGACCCCGUCUGCCCGUCACCCUCACCUGGAGCCAUCAGCAUGCCGACGAGUCGUUCCCGGAUACCAUCCUCAAAGUGGCGCACAAUAAUGACAUCACCUGGCGAGGGGACAAGAGCAGCUACCAGCUGAGGACGGAGACCAAGUCGGAUUCAGUGCUGUAUGUGUUGCGCAUUGAAGCGGCGAGCCAAAGGGAGGCAGGCCGGUACCAGUGUUUGAUCUCCGCCUUUCUGCAGAAGACCCACAGAAAGCAACUGCCCUCGAAUGUUUUGGGGUUUAAUGUUCAGCGCCCAGUCAGCAAACUCUCUCUGGCUGUGACACCUGCCUCCCAGGAACACCCUGUCAACACAGACGUCCAGAUGACAUGCUCUGCCCUCGGUGUGACCUCAGAAUCUUCCCGGCUGGCUGUCACCUGGUUGGUCGAGGCGACGGCGGGAACUAACCAAACCCUCCUCAGCUCUGACCGUGAUGGCGUGGUUACGCUGGGGACAUCAGAGGGCAUGGGGUCCAGGCAGCCAAUCAGCAUGCAGAGAGGCAAGAUGGGUUUUGAGCUGACCAUACGGCAGGCCAGGAUCGGGGACAGUGGGCGGUACCACUGUGUGGUGACAGAGUGGCUUCAGGAUCCUCACAACCGAUGGUACGAGUUGGUCCCUCCCUCCUCCGCCGUCACCGAGCUCCUGGUAAAAGAGACAGAGAGUGACUUCCGAGUGGACCAGAACGAUCUUCAGCUGCAGGUGAGAGAGGGGCAAGACGUGGAGCUGACCUGCACCCUGACCUCAGGGGCGUCCGACCCCGUCCAUCUGUACGCCCUCACCUGGUUCCACACCGGCGCUCUCCCCUCCGCUGCCAGAGUCCCUCUGGUUGUGCUCGAGCGCAGCGGGGCGUUGAGGUACCCGGGGAACCACCAGAGGACAAGGGCGCUGCACUUCUCCAGGCCCAGUGAGAGCAGCUUCCGCUUAGGGUGGAGGAGGGCGGCGGAGGAGGACAGUGGAGCCUACGCCUGCCAGGUGGAGCAGUACCAGCUCAACACCAAGGGUGGUUGGGAGAUUAGGGCCUCUGACACAUCAGGCACCACCAACCUCACUGUGCAACGCCCAGAGAGUAAUCUGCAAGUGCUGAAACAGGAUCGUCACCUCAACCUGACCACGAAACCGACGGAUUUUGACAUCAGCUGUAACAUCACCUCACGCACAAGCCAAACCUCUGAGAUGCAGGUCACAUGGUUUUGGCGGCAGGCCACAGGGGGAGAAGGGGACGCCGCUCUCCCCAUCUUUCGAGCUCACCGAAACUUCACCCUGCACGACCUGGAGACGCCCGGCCGCCACCUGAGUUUCGGCCGACCGUCCCCCUCCCUCUACGCCCUGGCUGUCACCACGGCGGCCCAAUCGGACAGCGGCGUGUACCACUGCGAGGUGGAGGAAUGGCUGCAGUCUCCGUCACUCACCUGGAGGAGAGUGGCACAGGACAGGUCUGGAGAUCUGACCGUCAGCGUGCAUGCGGAAGGAGCUGUGCAGCCGGUCUCGGGACCAGAGUGCCUAUCGGGGACCAUACUGGGCGUGCUGUUACCCGUUCUCUGUGUGCUGGCCUUGGUAGUUGUAGUUUUAGCAUGGAGGCUGAAGAAGGGACAGCCACAAUCCAGAAACAAGAAGCAGGCCAACUCUCUGUGGGCAGAGGAAAAGCCACUAAAGCUCCAGACAGUAGACCUAGACUGUCUACCUGGACCAGAAGACCUAGACUGAGCGCGAGCAGAAGGGACACAGACAAGAGGGUCUCCAUCCAGCGAUCACCGUGUUCAGUGUUGGAGAGGAAGUCAUUCUGAGACUGUGUUAGAAUAAACGUCUUUAGUUAGAAGACGCUUGUAUCCAAGCAAUGUACAGGUCAGGGUUUUUUUUUUUUUUACCUCUUGAACCUCUUGAUAUGCAGUCAUCAUGCAGCUCUACCCCCCUUGUGAUCUACCCCCCUUGUGAUCUACCCCCCUUGUGAUCUACCCCCCUUGUGAUCUACCCCCCUUGUGAUCUACCCCCCUUGUGAGGACAUGCUGUGGCAGACCCAGACCCAGAGACAACUUUACAUAAAUGUGUUUUUCAGUGUUCAUAGAUACUGUAAGUGAGGAUUUCCCUUGAUUUCUAAAUAUUUUCAACAUUAAAUUUCCUGUUUUAUUUUGUAAUAAACAUUGCUCAAAAUA